Messenger RNA from Chenopodium quinoa (quinoa), 354 nucleotides. RefSeq lists its product as uncharacterized. Lineage: Eukaryota; Viridiplantae; Streptophyta; Magnoliopsida; Caryophyllales; Amaranthaceae. Gene Ontology annotation, molecular function: nucleic acid binding. The record is from RefSeq and is a predicted model, not a curated record. The transcript has 3 exons. The coding region runs from base 1 to 354 and encodes 117 amino acids.
AUGAAGAAGGACAAGAAGUUCGAGUGGGAUGAGAAGUGUGAGAAAGCGUUUCAACUGUUGAAGCAAAGGUUGAUUACAGCACUAGUGCUAACAUUGCCAGAUGAUAGUGGGAUCUACGACGGAAAUGAGGAAAAUGAACCUAGAAGUGGUGGAAUAGGGAGUACCAGCAGACUUACCAAAUUUGUUGUGUUCAUACCAAUGAAGGAGACCUGGAAGAUGGAGCAACUUGCAAAAGCUUACAUCAAGAAUGUCGUGAGGUUACAUGGAGUUCCAAAGGUUAUUGUGUCUGAUAGAGAUUCUAGGUUUCUUCAAAGUUUUGGAAGAGUGUUUAGGAAAACUUUGGUACAACAUUAA